Messenger RNA from Ceratina calcarata, 2477 nucleotides. Its product is annotated as putative cytosolic Fe-S cluster assembly factor CPIJ010948. Lineage: Eukaryota; Metazoa; Arthropoda; Insecta; Hymenoptera; Apidae. The record is from RefSeq and is a predicted model, not a curated record. The coding region runs from base 214 to 1674 and encodes 486 amino acids. The transcript is spliced from 8 exons.
ACAGAUGAUGACAUGCGAAUUACGUAUAGAGAACGAUUCCAACUUGGUCUAACUUCUAACUGUCGAACAUUUUAUUUACAUAAGAGUAAAUUAUGGAGUAGAUACGGUCAUAGAUACGGUUUAUUCUACGACUGUGGAUGAAUCGGAACAUCUUAAACGUUAAAUAAAACAUAUGUAACACCACCCAAUCCGAAUUUUCAUCGCACAGAUAAAAUGGCAUCGAGAUUUAGUGGGGCACUGCAAAUCACAAAUUUGGAUGACUUCAUUACUCCUUCUCAGGAAUGUAUCAAACCUAUAGAAAUUAAAGCGUCGAACAGUAAAACUGGUACAAAGAUUAAGAUUGAAGAAGAUGGAACACCUUCAGCAUUAGCUCAGAGUGGACAAUAUGAAAAAUUACAAAAAGUUGAGAUCACACUUGCCGAUUGUCUGGCCUGCAGUGGUUGCAUUACGUCUGCAGAGAGUGUACUGGUAACGCAGCAGAGUCAAGAAGAACUGAUGCGUGUGUUUAGAGAAAAGAUGUCUCAGUGUCAGAACGAGGCUGGAACUUGUUCAACGUUCAUUGUAGUUAGUCUUUCCAUACAAGCAGUAUUAUCUAUAGCUGAACGUUACAAUCUCAGGCCAGAUCAGGCACAAGAGAAACUCGCGGCAUAUUUUUAUCAAUUAGGAGCAGAUGCAGUCUUGGAUAUGACGGUGGCCGAUGAUUUUGCCCUGUUGGAAUCUGCGAAAGAAUUUGUCGAACGGUACAAAGCAGCCAAAGGGGGUGCAAAGAAUCAAUUGCCCAUGUUGUCUUCUUCUUGCCCAGGCUGGGUCUGUUACGCCGAGAAAACGCAUGGCAGUUUUAUACUUCCAUAUAUAAGCGUCACAAAAUCUCCCCAACAAAUUAUGGGUUCGUUGGUCAAAUAUCAUUUAACUGAAAGUAUGGGCCUCUCGCCGGAACAAGUUUAUCACGUAACCCUCAUGCCUUGUUACGAUAAAAAGCUAGAAGCGUCCAGAGAAGAUUUUUAUAAUCGCGAAAAACAAUCGAGAGACGUGGAUUGUGUUAUUACUCCGAUUGAACUGGAACAAAUGUUUAAUGAGUCGAACGUAGUACUAAAUGAAAUAAAUCUGACGGAAGUUCGAAGACCGCCAGCAAUACAGAUUGAAGACAUGAACAAUUUACAUUUAUACGGACACAGUGGCUCAGGGUCCGGUGGUUACGCUGAUUUUAUUCUUCGUUACGCGGCGAGACACUUGUUCGACGAAACGGACGUGGUAGUCGAGUUUAAAAAUCUCCGAAAUCCUGACUUCCAAGAAGCAGUCUUUCGGAAAGACGAUCAGACACUCUUAACGUUCGCGAUUGCCAAUGGAUUUAGAAAUAUACAAAACCUCGUACAGAAAUUAAAACGAGGAAAGUGUCCGUACGAUUACGUGGAAGUCAUGGCGUGUCCCUGUGGUUGUCUUAACGGGGGAGCGCAAAUUAGACCUUCGAAUAAUGUACAACCACGGGAAUUGGCAAUGAAAUUAUACUCUACACACCAAGAGCUUCCUCGAAGUAAUCCCGUACAAAAUCCUGUCGUACACAGUUUGUACAAGAAUUGGUUGGGAGGAGAACACACGGACAAAGCUUUAGCGUACUUUCACACACAAUAUCACGAGAUAAAAAAGGCAGACACGGCUUUAGCUAUAAAGUGGUAACUGAAAAAGGUAUCUUAUUUAAUUGUAUAUAAUACAUAGUAAUUUAAAGUUGAGGGAGAUAUUUGUAAAUGAUGUUUGUACUUGGCUGUGCGUAGAUAAUAUGCAAGUCAGUCGAGGUAUAAAGUGAUCGUUGCUAUUUUAACAACAAAUUUAUUACGUAUACCUAUUUGACAAAACUGGAACAUGUAGUGUAACGAACAUAAAAUUAUGUCUCUCUUUAUAAAAUAAUAGCCUUACAACUAAGUUUCAUGAAUCGUGAUAUUAAAAAUGUGCAGCAAAUGUAAAAAGUUACACAGAUCGUACACAUACCACAAUAACGCUUUAUCGCAUAUAUGUAUAUUGCAAUGUAUUUGUUGAAAGUACAAAAGAUUGUCUUUUAUAGCUGCUCACGCUAGAUAAUCGAAUAAUCUAGUAUGACUAGUAACAAAUAUUAAGAAACAACAAAGACUUCCAGGAGAAACAUCAGUUUAGUCUCUAAACAGUGCAAUAGCAUUUUGUACACAUCGUAAUUCUAUUUUGUAGUUUGUUUUAUUCGCCUGCAGAGCAAUAAUUUAGCUAUACGCAUUUAAUAAGAAAAUAAUAUAUUUUAUAAAACGAUCUCUUAACAUAUAAUUACUCUUAAUAAUACUGAGAAAAUAAUAUAGUUAACUUGGUACGAACAGAAAUAAAAUUCGUUCAAACUAGUUAUGUCGCAAACGUUAAACAACGAUUUCGUGAAAAAUCUAUAGUCAGACAGUGAUCAACAACAUAUAUUAUGCAUUCAUCGUCUAGAUGUUACAAUUAUAUUAUUUUUUCUUGUGCAA